AUGGCCCAUUCGACGCCUAAAAAGAAUAAAUUUCAAGGAGCCUGUGAAUUCAACGAUGCACAUGGUAUCCCAUACUUUAAAUCUGACGCAUUUCGGCAUUUCGGCUUUGGCAAGUCAUCCGGCUGGGCUGCCCUCCGUGAGCCUGAGCAAAGAAAUGGACGAACAUUUCAUUCGACAUACUCCGAGACUAGAGGAAGGCGUCGAUUGAUAGAUAAUCAACGCCUUGCUCAGCUUGAAAGAUUCCUUGAAUCUGAAGGCUUUGAUGCUCGUACAACUUCCUGGGAAGCAAUGCCAGCAGCAGCUGGCCUUGAUAUCGAGGUUUCUGGCCGUACAGUACAUCGAAUGCUUGGUACUCGAAGCUGGCGUUUCUGUAUAGCUUGUUCGAAGACCUGGAUCUCGCCACAGUUAAAAGAAACAAGAGAAAAAUACUGCCGUGGCUUGCUUGAGAAAUAUGGCACUGAUCCAAUACACUGGAGGCAUUUCCGCUUUACCAAUGAGACUCACUUCGGAUAUGGCCCUCAAGGCAAGAUCUAUAUCUGCCGGCGCCCCUGGGAAAGAACAUGUGCAGAUUGCCUUGUUGAAAAUCAGCAGCCAGAGAAAGAAAUGGAUCAAAAACAGAAACGAUUGCAUGCCUGGGCAGCAGUUGGCUAUGAUGGCUUCAAGGAUGGUCUUCACUGGUAUAAUAUUCCAUCGAAUCAGAAUAGUAAGAUGAACUUACAAGUUUAUCGCGAUGAGAUUCUUCAACCAGUUGUUGGCGAAUGGAUCCGGCGAGGAGAUCAGUUUGUAUUAGAAGAAGAUAACGAUUCAGAGCAUGGCGGUACGCGAGGAAAUAAUAUUGUACGCAAGUGGAAGGAGGAAAAUAGCAUUGUAAGCCUUUUCAAUUGUCCACAAUCGCUAGAUCUCAUCGCAAGCCCUAUUGAAAAGGCUUUUCAAGGGCUGAAAAUGUAUGUACGGAAACAGCCCCAUUGGGAUGAUGAUACAUUAAGGCUUUCAGCCCAGGAAGGCUUUAAUGCUUUAUCUAUUUCUACUGUAAAUAGCUGGAUUGAUGCAAUUCCUCAGAUUUUGCAAGAUUGCGUCGAUAAUGAUGGUGAAAUUACUGGGCAUUGAGGAUAAAUGAAAAAUGUCUGUUGUUGAGUGCGCUCUUUUUUGUCAGGAACGUGCCAGUCUACUCUGUAAAAGUCAUCAUAGGAUAAAGAGGAACCGGCAUCCCUGCGACCCCAUUAUUAUUAUAUCUGGCAUCCAUCUGCGCAGAUGGCAUUGGUGGUGUAGCAAAUAUGGACGGCCCGGCGUCACUUGCAACGGCGAAAUCAUUGAUCGCAGCAUCGUUGUAGAGCGCGGGGUCCGUCACCGCGGCUGCCGGCGCGCUGCUGGAAGCGCCGCCACUGACCGGUGGAGCCCACGCCUCCCACAGAUUAUCGAAGUGAAACCAAUCCGUGUCAGACAACACGUCUCCACCUGCAGAGGUGGCAGGUGUAGUGGCUGCGGGCAUCGUGCCAGGGGAUGGUGAGGGGCCGGGGGGCAUGUUGGCAGAGUCGCGGCGGGGCAA
Molecule: messenger RNA, 1546 nt
Organism: Cryphonectria parasitica EP155
Lineage: Eukaryota; Fungi; Ascomycota; Sordariomycetes; Diaporthales; Cryphonectriaceae
Exons: 1
Coding region: 1-1107 (368 amino acids)
Molecular function (GO): nucleic acid binding
Source: RefSeq, a predicted model, not a curated record